Molecule: messenger RNA, 542 nt
Organism: Saccostrea cuccullata (small rock oyster)
Lineage: Eukaryota; Metazoa; Mollusca; Bivalvia; Ostreida; Ostreidae
Exons: 2
Source: RefSeq, a predicted model, not a curated record
CUUCGUCACUUUGAUCUACUUACCUGUGAAUUACCUAUAAUCUAUAAAUACAUCUGCGCAUGCCAAUGAGAGGAAAUCUAUUUUGCAAUAGCAGAUUGCAAACACGGAUGCUAUCGUUGUAAAUAUUAAAUCUUCGGUGUCAGGAUUUUUAAUAAGAGAACGUCGGACAUUUUUUUUCUUAAAAAUAUCCGACCUUGUUUCAUGUUGAAGUUGUUAGUAUUUAACUUGAUCGAUGUCCGUGGGUGAUAUCACUCAGAAUUCGUUUACUGGAAUGGAGAAAAGCGGUCCACCUCCUACGUCGCCCCCAGCCUAUUCAGGACCGAGCACUGGUUAUGAAUUACCGGGAAUCUCGGGGAUUUCUGUAAUUGGAGCGACAGAUAUUGUUACACCGGACCAAGUACAUGAAUUAAGUCCACCGCCGGCUUAUGACGCCAUAUUCACACGAAGAACUACAGAUCCGCCCAAGUCAUACAAAACGAACGCGUACAAAGGAGAUGACCGGAAUCUCUGGGAAAAAGUUCACGAAUGGUUUGAAUUAUCAA